This is a messenger RNA of Suillus paluster, 948 nucleotides long. RefSeq lists its product as uncharacterized. The record is from RefSeq and is a predicted model, not a curated record. The transcript is spliced from 15 exons. NCBI's taxonomy places the organism in Eukaryota, Fungi, Basidiomycota, Agaricomycetes, Boletales, Suillaceae. Bases 1 to 948 code for a protein of 315 amino acids.
AUGGCAUUCAACAUCGAUCUGAAUAAUUCCUUUGGUGCACUAUAUAUCGGCGCUACUAUUGGUGCAAUUUUUUUCGGUUUGAGCAAUGUCCAAGCGUUUCUUUACUUCCAGGCACACAGGGACGAGGGAAUCACAUUCUACAAAAUUGCAGUAUGCUGGCUCUGUUUUCUCGAUGCUUUGCAUGUCGCUUUGGUCAAUCACAUCAUAUACUAUUAUCUUAUCGUCAACUAUGCAAAUCCGCUAGCACUUCCCGAGAUUGUGUGGAGCUUUAAGGUGAUGAUGAUCAUCGACACACUUAUUGUGUAUACUGUGCACCUCCUAUAUCUGCAGCGGAUAUGGAUACGCGUUGCCAUCGUUCUGCUCAGGGCAAUAUUCAAGUGCCAUCUUUUUUCGGAGCUGGAUAGUAUUCGGUGGACCGUCUACCUGGGUUUGGGCGCGGUCACGUUGAUCGACAUCCUCAUCGCCACUUCAUUGUGUUACCUCCUUGCUACUGCCAAGACGGGGUUCACUAAAACAGAUAGGACACUUCAGACGCUCGUGAGAGACAUUAUCAAUACAGGAUGCUUGACAAGUGUGUUAUCGAUGGCGUGCAUAAUCACAGGCGCAGUAAUGCCAAACAACCUCAUCUACCUUGCAAUCGAGUGGCUACUGUCCAAAUUAUAUGUGAACUCCUAUAUGGCUCUACUGAACGCGCGUUAUUACCACGAUGGAAGCGCACACACUUCACAAGCCCGACCCCCGCAAGUCUACCGCCCAGAGUUACAGGUCAAAGUUUCACAGGACGUAUUUCCCCGAAUUUCCACAUCGGACAAGUUGCAGGUCCCCGACAAGGCUCGGGAACACCCCACUUACUACACUCCUGUCGGGGCGGGAUGUGCCCAUCCCAUUGAAGUGGUCACAGAGUCGUUCUCGAAGUUGUAUCAGUGUACCGGCAUCUCUCGAGGGUAG